AUGGGGAGAACGAAGAACAAGCCAAGAAACAACUUAAAUACAGCUAUCAGCGAGACACACUCAACUGUGAAUUUUAAUAAAGUUGAAUCGCUUCUAGCAAGUUUUGAUUUACCUACUGCGGAAUUUUUUGCAUUAGUCACUCAAAGUGUAGAUCGUCACCGUCUCAGGGUAUUUGACCCGCAUACGGGUACAGUUAACAAUGAUUUUUCUUCGGAUAAAGAAGAUAAAUUCACCUGCUUGUCUUGGGGAAAAGUAUAUGACGAGGAUUUGAACGGCAAAGUUGACGCUCCUCCACCAAAAAAGAAAAAGAAACUAUCAUCACAAAUUCAACAAUUUAGUAAAGUUAUUGCUCUCGGAUUGCAGAAUGGUUCUAUUGCCAUUUACUCAAUUGCUCACGGAGACAUUGUAAAAACACUGAGCGGUUCACAUAAAUUACCGAUUAACAAUUUUAUUUUUUCUAAAAAUGGAAAAAAAGCUUAUUCUUGCGCUGAAGACACGUAUAUUGUUGAAUGGGAUUUUGAAAGGGGGGAUAUAAUUAGUAAAUGGAAAGUUGACUCCCAAACGACUAAAUAUAUUAUUACGCUUUCGCAUGAUGAGACCAAAUUGUUAUCCGCAGGACAUACCAUCAAAUUGUGGGAUUUGCGAUCAAAACAGGUUCUCAAGAGCUUCACUGGACAUGUGAGCAUAAUAACUAAUAUUAUGUUCUCAGCUAGUGAUGAUAUCU
Dentiscutata heterogama is the source of this 724-nucleotide messenger RNA. The record is from the annotation of a GenBank genome assembly. Lineage: Eukaryota; Fungi; Glomeromycota; Glomeromycetes; Diversisporales; Gigasporaceae.